AGUUUACUGCGGUGCCAGUGGGAGUUUACUCGGGUGUGAGCGAAGGGAGACGACGGAGCUGUCAAACAGCAACAAUCGCCUGAAAUAUUAUCCCGGGCCGCGGUACAACAAACACCGUCCUUUGCUCUUUUGAGGAAACAAGGACGAUAGAAACAGACUUCGAGGUCACUUUGAGCCUUUGGGUAUAUGGACUCUUAAGCCGUCGGCGACGAAAAACUUCCCGUUUUGCGUGUGUUAGUGAAGCUCAGGCUAAUGUUUGUUAGCUUUUCUCUUAGCUUAGUUUUGUUGACAAACUAGCCACAGAGCGUGGAGCUGCGUUACCAACUUCUCUGUUUCGGGGGGUGUUCGCUUGCUUUUUCAACACACGCUAGCCGGGGGAAAAGGCAUGGAACUCAGCUUAAACUGUUCUUCCAAACGACUCUGAAAUAACAACAGGUCUCCAAGGGCUCCCUAUACAUCUGUCAAACAUGUGAAAACCCUCUCAUCCAGGUGGACUCCCCAGUUACAAGCAGUGAGGAACUCGACUACUAGGAAACAUCUUGGAUGCAGCCAGCGUGUGUCACCAGGGCUGCCCUAAACAACAUUUAAAGCUGAAGUCUAUGUGUGUGACAUAUUUUCUCCCAGGACACAAACUGAGUAAAUUCUGUGCUGCCGUGGAGCUCUCGGCACCAUUAAAACAAUCUAGUCCUCUUGUCAUGUGGGUACAUUACAGAAGAAGGCCCAUUUACCCUCACUGGUAUCACCAUCUUUCACAUCACCAUGGACCGGAAUAAACGCAACUCCAUCGCUGGGAUCCCUACACGACCCGAGCGGAUCAGUGAGGACAAAGAUGGUAUCGGAGGGUUAGGGGUCUGCGAGAUGGCCAUGGGCCCGCCCUCACAGGCGGGCCGGGUAUGGCCAUCAUCCUACAGAGCCCUCAUCAGUGCCUUCUCCUGUCUUACACGCCUUGAUGACUUCAGCUGUGAGUGGAUUGGCUCGGGAUUCUUCUCUGAUGUCUUCAAGGUACGUCAUCGAGCUACAGACCAAGUUAUGGCUCUGAAGAUGAACAAGCUCAGCAGCAACAGAGCUAACAUGUUGAGAGAGGUCCAACUAAUGAACCGGCUUUGCCAUCCACACAUACUCAGGUUCAAAGGAGUGUGUGUCCAUGAGGGCCAGCUUCACGCUCUGACAGAGUACAUCAAUGGUGGAAACCUGGAGCAGCUUCUAGACAGCAACAAACACUUGAGUUGGCCCACGAGGGUGAAACUGGCCUGUGAAAUCGGCAGCGGCCUGGCCUACUUGCACUCCAAAGGCAUAUUCCACCGGGACCUCACCUCCAAGAACUGCCUGAUCAAAUGUGAUGACAACUGCUACACCGCGGUGGUGGGAGACUUUGGCCUGGCAGAGAAGAUCCCCACCAAUCUUGCUGAAGUAGAGAAACUGUCUGUGGUUGGUUCUCCUUUCUGGAUGGCUCCAGAGGUGCUGAGGGAUGAGCCCUACAACGAGAAGGCGGAUGUGUUCUCCUACGGUAUAGUCCUGUGUGAGAUCAUUGCGAGGGUCCAGGCUGACCCAGACUUCCUCCCCCGCACAGAGAACUUCGGCCUGGACUAUCACACGUUCCAGCACAUGGUUGGAGACUGUCCGCCGGACUUCCUCCAGCUGGCCUUCAACUGCUGCAAUAUGGAUCCUAAACUCCGUCCAUCCUUCCCAGACAUCGUCAGACACCUCGAGGAGAUUCUUGCACGCCUUAAAGUUGAAGAGAUGGAGCACGAGUGCGUCCCGCUCAGCGGGGACAACGACAAGAAGACCACACUCAAAGGUGAGAAGAUCCAGGGCGUCAAGCGACUGAACCCUCUGGGCUUCCAGGACGACAAAAUCCCGCCGAAAUCCCCCCGCCCCCGCCGGAACAUCUGGCUCAGCCGCAGCCAGUCGGACAUCUUCUCCUGCAAACCAGGAAGGAAAAUCAACGUCCAGGACCCUUACUAUAACCCCCCCAUCGCACACGGAGCCUCUAAAGCUCGCAAGAUCAACCCGUUCACCGCCCGCGAGGACCUGUGCGGGGGGAAGAUCAAGUUUUACGAUGUGCCCAGCAAGUCGGUCUUCUCGCUGGUGUUCGACCUGCACUCUCCUCCGGGGAGUGUGUUCAGCACCCAGCCGUCUGCUUGGGGGCCCGGAGGAGCCCAGCAGGAGACGUCCUACUACUGGCAGCAGUUGCCGGGGAGACAGUGUCACUCCCUACCGGUGUCCCCCCAGCUGCCCCGCUCCGACGUCUUCCACCUGGCGGCUGCCGCUGUCAGCUCCAACAACAAUGGCUCCGUCACCUGUAACCUCAGCCAGCUCUCCACAACGCUGCCACCAACUAACUCCAGGUGUGACGCAGGCCUGAUGGGAAAUGACGUCCGGCAGAAGGGAGUGCUGGGCGGCUGGGUGAAGAAAUACGUCGUGGUUGAGAUCCCGCCUUACUGCCGGCAGAGAGGAAGGGAGGAGGACCGAGAGGGAGAGGGGAGGAAGGAGGGAAACGAGGAGGACGAGCCUGGGGAGAGCUGGUCUCUGAUGGUCCCCAGCAGCGACAGAAACAGUGGGGAGGCGAUGGACUGCUCCAGCAGCCUGGCCGAAGGUGAGGGACCAGAGAGAGGGGCAGAAACACCCUGCCCCAUGUAACACACACACACACACACACACACACACACACACACACACACACACACACACACACACACACACACACACACACACACACACACACACACACGGAGGAUGUGGUGGAUUUGGAAAAGAGAGGGGGACUUUUUUUCCCCCUGG
Messenger RNA from Perca flavescens (yellow perch), 2781 nucleotides. It is a transcript of the gene tesk2, whose product is annotated as testis associated actin remodelling kinase 2. NCBI's taxonomy places the organism in Eukaryota, Metazoa, Chordata, Actinopteri, Perciformes, Percidae. Gene Ontology annotation, molecular function: protein serine/threonine kinase activity; ATP binding. The transcript is spliced from 13 exons. Gene Ontology annotation, cellular component: nucleus; cytoplasm. Gene Ontology annotation, biological process: protein phosphorylation; actin cytoskeleton organization. The record is from RefSeq and is a predicted model, not a curated record. The coding region runs from base 760 to 2640 and encodes 626 amino acids.